Messenger RNA from Cordyceps fumosorosea ARSEF 2679, 243 nucleotides. RefSeq lists its product as hypothetical. The record is from RefSeq and is a predicted model, not a curated record. The transcript has a single exon. NCBI's taxonomy places the organism in Eukaryota, Fungi, Ascomycota, Sordariomycetes, Hypocreales, Cordycipitaceae. Bases 1 to 243 code for a protein of 80 amino acids.
AUGGAUUCUUCCAAGGACCAGAAGAACAACGAGGCAUGUACCGUGGACCUCCUCCCCGCGUCAUAUGCCGCCACUAACACAACCCAGGGCGAGAAGCAAUUCUCCAUCCAGCCCAUCAAGGACAAGGUCGAGCCCGAACUCGCCGCUCACAAAGCCCACGGCCCUGCCAUCGUCCAAAAUCUCCCCGGGCAAGAAGGCACCAAGGAAGAUCGCGAGGAGCGCAAGACCGAGCUCAACAAGUAG